Molecule: messenger RNA, 1722 nt
Organism: Scomber japonicus (chub mackerel)
Lineage: Eukaryota; Metazoa; Chordata; Actinopteri; Scombriformes; Scombridae
Product: early growth response protein 1-like
Biological process (GO): regulation of transcription by RNA polymerase II
Molecular function (GO): RNA polymerase II cis-regulatory region sequence-specific DNA binding; DNA-binding transcription factor activity, RNA polymerase II-specific
Source: RefSeq, a predicted model, not a curated record
CCUCACCGGCUGCACGUGCGACCACAACAAACAACAACAACAACCGGAAACAAACUAUUUACCAGCUGACUCAGCAAACACACUUCCUGUCAGUCUGAACCCGAACUGACCCGAACUGACCCGAGCUGACCCGAGCCGAGCCGAGCCGAGCCUCCAGCCUUGGCUUCCUCUGAGCAGCCCGGACACAGAGCCUCUGCGCCGGGCUCACUGACCGGCUCAGCCCCGGUGCAGCUGCCCGGUGCUCCUUCCUCCACCUGCACCUCCUCCUCCUCCUCCACCUGCACCUCCUCCACCUCCUCCUCCUCCUGCAGACUGAUGGCAGCCACCCAGACGGAGCUGCUCCUCUCCUCCCUGCAGAUCUCGGAGCCUUGGCCGGCCUCCCUGCUCCUCUCUCCCCGCUGGAGGAGCUGCAGAUGCUGCUGCAGAGCGCCGCCGCCGGAGGCUCGUUCCUGCCCGGGUCUGCAGCCGAGGGAGAGCCGGGGGAGUACGGAGACUGUCUGCUGGACCUGCAGGCCUUCGCCCCCCCCGCCGCCCCCCCGCCUGCCCCCCCUCAGCUACAGCGGCCGUUUCAGCUUCGAGCCGUCAGCGUCUCUGUGGCCGGAGCCGUUCCUCAGCCUCUUCAGCGGGUUGGUCGGCGUGGCGGCCCCCCCCCCCUUGCUGCCCCCCCCCACCUCCUGCAGCCUAUCGGCCUCAGCGCCCCCCGUGACAUCAUCGGGGGUGACAUCAUCAUCAUCAUCGGCGGCGGCGAGCUUCAGCGUCUCCUGUGACGUCGGCUCCACGUUCGGCGGCUGCGAGCUCCUCCCCCCCCCCUCCGACCCUCAGGGCCCCCCACCCGCCUACCCGAGCCCGCCCCCCCCUCGCCACCAGCUGCCCAUGCUCCCGGACUUCCUGCCCCCCCCCCAGGACGGCGAGCUGAGCCUGAGCGUGGAUCAGAAGCCCCCCCCGCUCACGCCUCUGUCCACCAUCAAAGCGUUCUCCUGUCAGCUGCAGCCCCCCCCCUCCGCUCCCCCCGCCCCCCCCUACCGACCCGGCCGCAGCAGGAAGUCCCCCGCCGGGCCCCGCCAGUGUAAGACGCCGGCUCACGAGCGGGCGUACGGUUGCCCGGCCGACGGCUGCGAGCGGCGUUUCUCCCGCUCGGACGAGCUGACGCGUCACGUGCGCGUUCACACGGGACAGAAACCGUUCCAGUGUCGGAUCUGCAUGAGAAGCUUCAGCCGCAGCGAUCACCUGACCACGCACAUCCGCACGCACACCGGGGAGAAACCCUUCGCCUGCAGCGAGUGCGGCAGGAAGUUCGCCCGCAGCGACGAGAGGAAGCGACACGCUAAGAUCCACCAGAGGCAGCGAGACAGGAAGUGCUCCUCCAACCCCAAACCCACCCCUCCCCCCCCCUCCUGCUGCUUCACCCCCCCCUGCUGAGCCCCGCCAUGACCUUUGACCUUUGACCUCAGACUGAACUUUGGGACUUUCAGGUCAAAGGUCACCGCAGCGUUUAAAUAAUGUUCAAUAUGAACGAGUCUCACCUGCUGUGUAGGUCCGUCUGCUUUUAUACUCAAUAUAUAAAUAUAUAUAUUAUCUAUAUGUUUUAUAUAGAGAUCAUAUAUUAAUAUUAAUACUUAUAUUAAUAUAUAGAUUAUAUAUUAAUAUACUUAUAUAAUAUGAAUAUAUGAUCUCUAUAUAUUCAUAGAGGUGAUGUCAUGAUUCCUCUUUAUCACACAAAGA